Messenger RNA from Linum trigynum, 1776 nucleotides. The record is from the annotation of a GenBank genome assembly. NCBI's taxonomy places the organism in Eukaryota, Viridiplantae, Streptophyta, Magnoliopsida, Malpighiales, Linaceae.
AUGUUGAAUGAUCAGGUAGAGUCUACUCUGGCUACAACUGAAAGCGUGGUUGAUCCUUCACAGCCUGCCAUUAGUAUUGGUUCUUUAAGGGGUGAUACUUCACUUAAUGCAUGCUCCUCCCAGGCACAGGCUGCUUAUCAUAGAGGUUAUGAUGGUAUGAUUAGCAGAAUGGGAGUUCAUCUUUCUGAUGGUAAUGUUGAAAGCCAGGGCAAUAGUGCUCAUGGCAUCCGUGAUGAUUCUUCAUCUCUUCCCUUUCAUGGAUAUGGUUAUGGCUCUCAAAUGACGCAUCGACCAUAUGUGCCGUUCACACCCCUUCAAUCUUCUUAUGACGGCACAUUGUACAAUGUGCAAGAGUUCUCCAACUCCAACCCACCUUAUUUCCAGCAGCAUAUCUCACAUAACAUCCAACAUGUUGCAUCGUCAAACCAUAUUUCUGAAGUUCAAUUGCCAGCCCACUCUGAUCCACAAAAUGUAGCUUGCUAUAGUUAUGACCUUGGACUUGGUCAACCACAUACUUUGGGGGCUUUCAGUGAAGGACACCACUUUUCUGGGAUGGUGGGACAGUCCAGGCCCUUGCAACAAGGAUUUGAUGGGAUCGAAGGUGGUAUGUUGUGGCCAGACUGGUCAAAACCUCCGAACGGGACAAACUCUUUUGCGCACUUGGCUUCAUCACCAUCUUGUCCAAAACCAAUGGCUGCAGUCAGUUUUCCUGAGAAUCAUUUUGCCACGGCUUCUCGCCACAGAGACUCAUUUUAUGACUUUGGAUCUCAUUCAAGUCCCACCUACAAAACCUAUCCCCAAGGUCAAAAAGAUCAUGACUCUGGCUAUGAAGUUUCUCUUAUCAGGACGAAUUGCCGAAACUGGCCUACACUCGAUGAAUCAAGGCGUGUGGGAAGGUGCAAUGAUUUCUCAUGCAGUUGUACUGUUGCCCUUGAUACACUUAGUGAGCGAAAUAAAGGACCUAGGGCAUUUAAACCCAGAACCCAGACAGUAAGAAACGAGCCCAUGGUUGACAUUCACAGGACUGUGAUACAUGAUGGCUGUAGUGUGUCUCAUCACAACAAACUGGAUUUUGUCACCGACUACAAGGAUGCAAAGUUUUUUGUGAUAAAGUCUUAUAGUGAGGACAAUGUGCACAAGAGUAUAAAAUAUGGUGUCUGGGCAAGUACUCAGAAUGGAAACAAGAAGCUAGAUGCCGCCUACUGUGAAGCCCAGGAGAAACAGGGGGCAUGUCCCGUCUUCUUGCUAUUUUCGGUCAAUGCUAGUGCUCAGUUCUGUGGAGUGGCUGAGAUGAUUGGACCAGUGGACUUUGAGAAAAGUGUGGACUACUGGCAGCAGGACAAAUGGACUGGACAAUUCCCUGUGAAGUGGCAUGUAAUCAAAGAUGUCCCCAACAGUCAGUUUCGUCACAUUAUCCUCCAAAGUAAUGAAAACAAACCUGUCACUAAUAGCAGAGAUACUCAAGAGGUUCAGUUGGAUCAUGGGAUUGAGAUGUUGACCAUAUUCAACAAGUACGUGAGCCAUUCAUCCAUACUGGAUGAUUUUGAGUUCUACGAGGAGAGGCAGAAGACAAUGCAGGUCCGUAAGUCAUCGAGACAGCAGCAGCAGCAGCAGGCCAACGUACCAUCCUCUGCAGCUGCCCCUUCUGCUGCAUCUCCUCCGAAGUCGGCUAGCCCACCGGGUCGCGUGGUGUCACUUCCCAGUGAUGUCAUCAAGAAGAUGUCGAAGAGCUUCGCUGAAGCUGUUUCUGUGAAGGAAGACGAAAAACAAACGUGA